Messenger RNA from Pocillopora damicornis (cauliflower coral), 1308 nucleotides. Its product is annotated as contactin-associated protein-like 2. The record is from RefSeq and is a predicted model, not a curated record. NCBI's taxonomy places the organism in Eukaryota, Metazoa, Cnidaria, Anthozoa, Scleractinia, Pocilloporidae. Gene Ontology annotation, molecular function: extracellular matrix structural constituent.
AUGCAGUCUCCAUGUGAAAGCGCUCCUUGUAAGAACGGAGGUGUCUGUGUUCCUGAAUAUGAAAGGAACUCCUAUCAUUGUGAAUGUAAGCCUGGAUUUUGCGGAACUCACUGCAAACGUGGAGGAAAUCGAACUUGCAGUGACAUCAAAUACUGCAAUCCUGAGGCUAAAAGUGGCUCUUAUGUCAUCGACCCUGAUGGAGAGGGCGGAGUGAAACCAUUUAAAGUCUUCUGUAACAUGACUGACAAAGGCGGGAUAGGAGUAACAGUUGUCAGUCACGACAGUGAAAACAGAACACAGGUGAAUGGGUAUGAAGACCCUGGUAGUUAUUGGCGCAAUGUUACUUAUGAUGAAGCCAGUCUAAUUCAGCUAGCAAGCUUAACAGCUUCAUCUUUUCACUGUGAGCAGUUUAUUAAAUACGAGUGCUAUAAUUCAAGGCUCCUUCUAAAUGGUAGCAUGUUCGGCUGGUGGGUAUCACGUGAUGACGAGAAUAUGACUUACUGGGGUGGAGUCAAUUCUGUUCCCUUUAAAUGUGCAUGCGGUUUGAAUAACACGUGCGCGGACAGAAGUUACGGCUGCAACUGCGAUAAGAACGAUUGGAAAUGGCGAGAGGACAGCGGUUUACUAACAGACAAGUGCAAGCUUCCCGUGAUUCAAAUGAGGUUUGGAGAUACUGGUCCCUCGAGCAAUAACAAAGAAGAAGGAUAUCACACGCUUGGAAAACUGGAGUGUUAUGGACUUACUUACUGAGAACUCACUAAGACUGUAUGUUGAACAUUAAAAAUAUUACUUGAAGACUUAUUCUUUUUCUCAGAUCUGAAUUAAAAUGGAGGUCCAUGAUAGUCAAGAGAAAUGUAAUGAAUUGGUAAUUUGAUUGUAGUGAAGUGAGAAAAAUGGAGAAAUUCAAGAUGUGUGACUAAAAGUAUUUGAAAAAAAUUUUAGCCGAAUGUCACACUCAGUGUUGGACCACUCAAGUGUUUUGGACUCAUUAAUACUCAAAAAAGGGUCAUUAACUUUAAGUAGUUGCUAUAGUGAUACUUGUGUGUCAAAACUCAUUUGUUUUUAAUUAACAUUACCCUUUUACCGCGUUUGAGAAUUUCAAGAGACGUUAAAGCUGUUGCCUGCGGUGAAAAAUCUGCCAUCAUUUAACAAAACUCAUACAUGCUUCUAAUUAGUUGGAAUAUGUCUUUGAUGUAAUUUGAUGAUGACACAAUUUGUUAACCAAAGCAAAGGGGAAACGACCAAGCUGGAAGUUAGUCUGCCAAGGAAAACUUAAAUUAAAGAUUCUAAGGACGUCAAGUUGCAAAC